Molecule: messenger RNA, 4156 nt
Organism: Phlebotomus argentipes
Lineage: Eukaryota; Metazoa; Arthropoda; Insecta; Diptera; Psychodidae
Product: zinc finger protein 800
Exons: 5
Coding region: 1028-4126 (1032 amino acids)
Source: RefSeq, a predicted model, not a curated record
AGUAACGGGGUACGGCGUGCGUCAGCGGCAUUAGUGCGAAAUUUUUGAGAAGUGUCUUCGUCGCACAAGAAGAGCUCUGAGAGCCGAGAGCGCGUAUAGUUUCCGAAGGAGGCAUGGUCAGGUAGAAAACGAAUUAUGCUGAGAAGCGGUCUGUGCCAGUCGGUGUGAUGAAAUAAGUUAUAAGUUUGACAGUGCCGCAGAGGCCAAGGAAAUUAUUCGUGGAGUUCGUGGUGCAGAAGAGAGUGAAUGGGCCAUCACUCCCGAUAGAACCGCACAAUUCUGCAUCUUCGGACAUUUUCUCGCUGUGUAGCCUCGCUGAUAUCGUGGAAGAGCGUGUAUUGUGGAGUGACGGAAAAAUAUAGGGGGCUUCUUCUCGUCAAUACGCGUGAGAGCACAGUCUCAAUUUAAGUUGGAUGUCAGCGUGAGCACAGAAGUGUGGCUCCCUUCCUGCGAGAAAAUACGCGUUACUUCGGCCAGGAGUUGAUAAAAUUAGUUGAUUUCGGUGGGUGUGCAAAUGAGUUUGGCGAUAUUCUCCGCUUGAAAACGCGUCUCCCAAAGAGCCAAAGAGAGGCGCACAGCAGAAAUGCCCCAUUAUCCGUCGACGGGCGCUCAUUUCAAGGCAUUACUCACAAUCUUAGCUCGCUCUCUGAACACGAUAUGGUAGUUCUUUUUACGCGAUCAUCUGCAGUGUGUUGAGUGCCUUGUUGUUCCCGAGUCGCAUUGUCUUCUUUUUUCCCCUUCACGUAUAAUUCCGACCAUUUUAUCAGAAUAUUGCACCUCUAUUUCACGUGGAGGAUGCAAAAUAUGCCUGCCAAUGCGUCUGUGAUUCGGUGAAACUGUGAAUUUAUUUAUUUUUUCUCCAUAAACGGUGUGUUAUUACAUCAUCAAUAUCAUCGCCAGGAGAAUCGAGUGCGUACCUUACUGCGAGCUUCUGAGUGACUUUUGGGCAGCAGCAGUAAUUACUGUCCCAGCGAAUAGUGCUGACUUCUUGGUGUCUGACAGAUAUUGAGGAGUGCGCGUGUGGACAAUGAAGGGAAAGACCCUGGGCGAGGAGGGAGUGGAGCAUUCACAUGAUUGCCUUGAUUUGAGUAUUCUGAGAAAACCAAUUUCUACCUCAAUAACAGGAUUCAACGAAGCCCGAAAGGCUUACGAGAAUGGCACGGAGGAGGUACGACAAUUAAUGACCAAUGAGUGUGACAUUGUGUAUGAGUGCAAGGUCUGCCGCAACAUCUUUCGCAGUCUGGCCAAUUUCAUCUCCCACAAGCGUGUCUAUUGUCGUCAGAAGUUCAAUGCAUCCCAGCACUUCCAUUUCCCUAGCAACGGUUUCAUUGAUCAGGACAUAUCAACAAUAAUUCAAGCAGAACAGGAGUAUACGAACUACAGCGUGAAGGACAAGCCUCCGGAAGCGGUGGGCAAAGACCUGAGCAGCAUUAUUGAUCGACUGACAGCGAAGAAGAGUGUCGAGAGAAUCAUGAGACUGAGUGACUUCUACGACAGAGUCCAUCAUAAGCUCACACAGGAUGAGGUGAUCCAGAGGAACCACGUGCUGCAGCUAGACAGGACGCCUGGCAGCAGUGUGGCUGUUUAUCAGACUGUCAAGCAGCCCGACACGGACAGCAUGAGAGUGGAAGUGGAAGAGGUCAGGGGCCUGCUGAUGGACAACAAGGCUGUCCUUGGGCCUGAUGGCAAGGCGAUCCAGCUGAACGAUAUACCACCUCUGCCCCCAAUUCUCAAUCUGGAUGACUUGGACGCCAGCUCAUCCCGCGAGACGGUGUCGUGCAAGAUAUGCCACAUGAAAUUCGUCACCGAGAAGACGCUGAAGCUGCACCUGGAGGCGAAGCACAUUCACUCUACGUACGUCUAUCAGUGUCCUGCAUGCCCUCAGACAUUCCUCACGCCAGCCGCCGUGAUUCGACACCUCAGCAAUGAUCACAAGAAAUCCCUGAAGCGCAUACGCCUUAUGAGGGAUACCAUUUACAAGAGGCGCAUCAGGAUGGAUGAGGUGCAGGUGAAGGGACCCAGUCGCGAGUUGGUGCGUCUGCAGACGGACCAGGAGCGUCAGGAGGCGGAUAACAAGGCGUGGCUGGAGAAUGUGGAAAACUACGACGUAGGUCAGUCCAUCUGUACUUACUGUGGUAAGACUUUCGAGCGUCGGGCAGUGCUGACGACUCACUUGAACAACUGCCGGCAGAAGAGGCGCACGGCCACCGUGACUUCCAGCAUGGCAAAAAAGGCAGAAAAGCCAAAGAAGAGCACCGUGGAGUUGAUGAAGGAGAUAAGUCUGAGCCAUCAGGACGAGAACUCCAACUCCUUCGAUAGCUGCACCACAAGUGUGUCCACCAACAAGGAGAUUAUACAGUCGAAUCUUCACAAUAAGCUGAACGCGAGCAUCGAUGUUGAGGCAGUGGACUCGGACAAUUCAAAUGAGAAGAGCGAGGUGGCGAGAGAAGCCGCUCCGGUGAAUAAGAGGAAGCGAAAGAGGGCCGGCAAGGUGGGCAAUGACAAGGAGAGGCCUGAGAGUGUUGCCGAUGAGAUUUACUGGAGCAUGGACGAGUCUGGUGUGUUGAGUGUGAAGAAGUUUGCCAAGGAUAGCGAUUGCCUGCCGCCUCCGCCACCGCCUGGUGCCACAGUGUCUCCCAACUCUAAGGACAAGAAGCCCGAGGGCGCCGAGAAGCUGCCCGAGUGUGAUAUCUGCAACAAGACUUUCGUGACCAAGAGCAAUCUGAAGCGCCACAAUGUCAUGUUCCACUACUUCAAGAAUCGCUUCCUCUGCAAGCUCUGCGAUUUUGGGGCCAACAAGAAGCUGGAGUUGAUUGCGCAUCUGGGUGUGAGGCACAGUAUAAUGGGGGAUAAGCACGUGGUGAAGGAGUUUAUCACACUGGCCAAGGAGGAGAAUCGAGAGAUCAUGAGGGAGAGGAAUGAAAUGAGUCCUCGCAGCUCUUCCAAUUCCACGUCUCUCCCAGCCAGUCUCUGUCCAUCGCCGCAGACAGUGGAGCCCAUUGAGGAUUCUACCUCAAAUUCAUCGUCCGUGCCCGAGGCUGGCCCACCGGCGCCCAAGAGACGAGGCCGUCCCAAGGGGAGCAAGAAUAUCAAAAGUUCGCUGGAUAGUGAGUUGACACAGCGAGGCGCGAAAGUGAUGAAGGAGGAGAGCAAAUCCCCAAAGGAUGAAAAAAAGAAGCAAGCCAGCGACAAUAUACCGAGAAGACCCAUCAGAAACCGCAUCAAGCCGGUGAACAAGGACUUUGUGUACGACCUGUCGCACUUGUUGAAGAAGGAGUCGGACAUCUUCAAGGGUAUCUUCCUGGAUCAGACACCAGUGGUGAAGAAGAGGGGCAGAUCGUCUCAGAACACCAGCAACAGCACUCCCACGAGCGUGAAUAGCGUCAAGAUUGAGGUGGAGAAGCCAAAAAGCCCAGAACCAGCCCCGGCGCCUCCUCAGAACGUCAGCCAGGUCAGUUUGAAGGAGGAGGCUUCUCCUCCCGUGGGUGUGGAGGACUACAAAAUUGACGCGGUCAAGGGAGGGGCCUUCGCGAUGGCAAAGGCUGAGGUGGCUUUACAUGCAGCAGCCUUCGCCAAAGUCCCUCCGGUUGUGGAGCGUCAUGCUAUUCCUGGUGUCUUCCAGGCGAGGUCUCCAGAUGAGGAAGUCACGCAGAAGGGCUUCUCCUGGUCGGAGAAGUCCCUCCCCAGUACACCGAAGAAGGGCAAGCGCAGCAUGAAGCAGAUGAGGAGGAUUUCCGACGACGUCGUGAUUAAGGGCGCCAGGAAGCAGCGUCAUCGGAAACAGAGCACGCCCGUGUUGUCCGUGAUAGCGCCGGAGUAUCGUCAUGAUGAUGCGAAGGGCGCAGCGCGGUCUGACGAGGCGAAGAAGGAGGACGAGAGUGUUGUCAAAAGAGGACACACCGAGAAGGAUUUCCAGGAAUUUCUCCUAGCCAACAUGAGGGACUCAGCAUCGGAGGACUCACUGUUCGGAUCGUCCCAGAACAUCCCUCUCAGUUUCACUAAUUCCAAUGGGAAGCGAAUCACGCUGCUCGAACGUCUGGCGGAGAAUAAGAACCGCAAACCGGACGCCGUGCACAGACUUUCGAAUCCUUUCGAGGACGACAGUAGCGAUGAGUAUAUUGAUUGAAUUGUAGUAAUAAUUACACAUUUACCAAUU